Messenger RNA from Exophiala spinifera, 1089 nucleotides. RefSeq lists its product as uncharacterized. Bases 1 to 1089 code for a protein of 362 amino acids. The transcript has a single exon. Lineage: Eukaryota; Fungi; Ascomycota; Eurotiomycetes; Chaetothyriales; Herpotrichiellaceae. The record is from RefSeq and is a predicted model, not a curated record.
AUGGCGUCCAGACCAAUGUUUUCUUCAAUAUCGUUUGCUUCACUGCUGAUUGCUGCCCAUGCCCUUCCUCUGUUCCCAAACGCGAUCGAGCGAAGGCAUCCUGCCUCGUAUUCAGUUGUUGCAGUUGACGGUGGUAGCACGGGAGGAGAUGGCGCGGCAGCAACCACAGUCACCGACGCUGUCACGCACACCCAGACGGUCAUGGCAACACAGCUGUCGACCAUUGUGGUCACCGAAUCCGAAACACCAUCCACCAUCAUCUUGACCGUGACCGCCCCUUCUCCGACCACUGUCACCGAAUACCCUCCACCAUCCGUCGAGGUUGUGUCCGUCACGGCUACACUCACCGAAGAAGUACCAGUGCCCGUCACAACCACCUCGACAGAAUCGAGGAGUUCAAGCACGACUUCAUCAACCUCAACCACGUCGAGUACACCUAGCACUACGACCGAAUCUUCUCCAGAAGCGACCGUCACCGUAACCGAGUCCACUUCGCAGGCUUCGGUCAAAACAUAUGAUGAUGGAAUGUGGCAUACCUGGUACUUUUAUACUGAGACGUCUGCUAGCAUUCUAAGCCAACCAAGCUCAACUCAGUGGGCUCCAGCGAGCACAUGGACCACGUCUACACCAACACCAUCGACUACCUGGGGUGGUACUCCUGAUAUCUGGUGGACUCCUGAGCCUUCCGUAGAGGCAACCUGGGCUUCUACUUCCACGGAAAGCAUCUUGACCCCUUCUUCGACGUCCGAGACGACGUCAGUCAGCUACACUUCUACAACAGAGAGCGCACCGACCACUACCUCCUCGGCGACUUCUGAGUGGACUUGGACUCCUUCUCCAACCACCACCACCACCACAGAGAGCGCGUAUUUUGCUGGGUUUACAUCUUCUACUACCGAUGGCGUCUUUACUCCUGCAACGACGCAACAAUCUAGCACGACGGUGGCUCCUCUACCUACCAUCUCAUCCACUUCCGAGUCCACUUCUGCUUCCGAAACGUUAGAUCCGCUGUCAGCGGCUCUCUCAUCAUUCAGCUCACUGGCACCAACGGGGACGAUGGGCGUCUUUGGAUCCCCGACGGGUGUUUAA